CCUUUUGGCCACAGCUGCCUUUUACUCUUCCAAACCCGAAGAUGUUGCUUCAUUUGCCCCUGAGCCGUGAGUGAAAACACUCUGCAGCACCCAGCCAGAAAACAAGCGCUGACACGUGAGGGAAGAACAGAUCCGCUCGUCCUCGUGGACUCAGGAGGAACGAAGACGAACAGAACAGCUGAACUGAGGGCACCUGGACUGGUCGGUGGAUGAAAUCAGGACAAAUAUUUCAGGAUAAACAGCAGCUGGGCUUUGUUGACAACAUCUCUGUUGCUGUUACUUCUGUUUCCAUUCACAAACUCCUGAUUUGGCGAAAGCUCCUGCGGCAGCGUUCAGGAUGCGCCUGAAACCCCUUUUCGUCUUGGCCUCUUUGCUCUUCCUUCUGCUCCCAUCCGUGGAGAUGAAAAGAGCAGGAAAGGGCAGAGGUCUCAAAAGAGCGCGACACAAGAUCACGCAAGAUAGAGUCAGGGUUCGAGGUGUACGGCGCCACAGCAGAUCGGGCCCUUCUGGGCUCGUGUCGCCCAGCUGCUCAGAACUGAAAGAAUCCGGAAAGAUUUUCAUGGAUUGCCAAGACCGACAGCUCACCUUCAUCCCACCUGCAAACUCCUGGUCCAGGAAGCCCAGGCAUCUCCUCCUAGCUCGGAAUCGGAUCAAAAUCCUCCACGAUGGAGCUUUCCUGGGAUACGACAGUUUAACCAGUCUGGACCUUCAGCAGAACCAAAUCCUCCAAGUGGAGGAAGGGGCUUUCCAGGGCUUGACACGACUUAAAACCCUUCUGUUGCAGCACAACCGUCUGACGACCCUCAGCGACGAGGCUCUAAUCCCCAUGCCAAAUCUUCGAGAUCUCCGUUUAUACGAUAAUCCCUGGAAAUGUCUCUGCCAGUUGGAAAGUCUCAUCCGUACUCUUCAAGUCCCAAGUAACCGUAAUCUAGGAGGCAAUGCCAGGUGUGCAGAACCCCUCUGGCUAAAAAAACGAAAACUGAAGACAAUUGAUCCUGAGCUGCUUUGUGCAGAGGGGAUCAUUCUCCAAACGGGCAACAACACAAAUGCUUUAGAGCCCAUUCCUUUACGGGGCAAAGCAGACUCGGCCUCCCUUUGCCACACUUACCUUUUCCCCCACAUGAGGAUGGACUGCAGCAAAAGAGGUCUGACAGAGGUACCCUCGGGUAUUCCUGAUGAUGUCGUUGAGGUCGACUUAUCCCAUAAUUUGAUCCGUCGACUCCGGCUGAAAGACUUCCUGGGUGCAAGCGGCCUCAGGAUCCUGAACCUCAGCAGUAACAGCAUGGAGCACAUUGACCACGGUUCCCUCUUUGGGCUCUUGCACCUUCAGGAACUUGAUUUGUCCGACAACGAUUUGCAUUUCGUUCAGUACGGGGUCCUUGAAGACCUCUACUUCCUGUCCCGGCUUAAACUGGGAGGAAACCCCUGGGUGUGCAACUACAGCAUCCACUACAUGGUAUACUGGCUGCGUCUGCACCCAGCAGUGAAGCACUCGGGCCUGUGGUGUCACUCCCCGUCUGAGUUUGCCAGAGAGAGAGUGGAGGACUAUGUGCAGUCCUACAACAGAGAGUGCCCAAAGGACAAGCAGUCCAGCAGAACAGAGCCGGACACGCUGGACCCUGUGAACUGGGGCACGGCGAUGGAGCUGCAGGGGGAGGUGGAGGAGGACCUGGAGCCCAGCCACUUGAGAGCGCCAAAGAAAUAUGAAGUUUACAGACUGAGCUGAUUCAACAAAUGCACAGACCUAAUUACUUUAAAAACAAAAAAAAAAUUGACCAAAAAAUAAAAAAACCCGCAGAUAAACUUGUGAUUGAUGGGUUUAAGUGUUCUGCUGUAAUGCAGAUGAAAUUUUGUGUAAUUUACUGCACAGUUUGUCGCUUUUCUUUGCAGAAGAAGUUAUAGACUACUCACUGUUGUGUGAAACAGUCUGAAAAAACACACAUUUCCCCCCAAAAACUGCAAAAAUUUCCCAUAAGAAGCCGCUCCACGGUCAUGCUCAACUCUGCUUUGUCCUCAGAGAGAACAAGCAGCAUCUCUCUGAGGCUAAACAGGACGAUUUGCAGAGACAGUAUCCAGAUGUGGAUGAACUCUUUAAACGUUUCCACUUGCGGUCUUAUACAAGAGCGCCAACACUAACUCUUUGGAGUUUGAAAAAUCAUGAACUUAGCCACAUUAUUGUAAAUCAACCAGGUUUGGAAGUAUGGAAAAACUGAAAUCAUGUUUGAAAACAUGAGCAGUCUCUGUCAGAUUCAGCUAAACAAAAGACAAACAAAAGACAAACAAUUGUUGCAUGCUCCCAUAAGUCUUUUCAUACUCUUCUGUUUAAAUGCCUCCCAUCUAUAAUGUGCAUUUUGCAAUCGGUGUUUGUUGGUUUCUCGUUAAAGAUAAUUAAAUAAACUACCAGGAAAAGGGAAUUGUCA
Molecule: messenger RNA, 2420 nt
Organism: Oryzias melastigma (Indian medaka)
Lineage: Eukaryota; Metazoa; Chordata; Actinopteri; Beloniformes; Adrianichthyidae
Product: leucine-rich repeat-containing protein 17
Exons: 7
Coding region: 338-1726 (462 amino acids)
Molecular function (GO): protein binding
Source: RefSeq, a predicted model, not a curated record